Tyto alba (common barn owl) is the source of this 1149-nucleotide messenger RNA. RefSeq lists its product as uncharacterized. Lineage: Eukaryota; Metazoa; Chordata; Aves; Strigiformes; Tytonidae. The record is from RefSeq and is a predicted model, not a curated record. The transcript is spliced from 10 exons. The coding region runs from base 25 to 1149 and encodes 374 amino acids.
CAGGGCCCCGCCGCGGGGGCAGCAAUGGGCUGGCACAGGCGCCCCCCGCCCUCCCGAGGGGCCGGGGGGGGCCGGGGCGGGCCGGGGGCGGUGCUCGGGGCAGGGGCGGUGCCCCAGGGGCCCGGUGACGCGCGGAGGCCGGGCUCUGACGUCACAGAGCCCUGCCGGGCCCCGCCCGGCGCUGGAGGGCUGUGCCGCGGGCACCGCUUCAGCAGUGCCGGCAGCGGCAGCGGCGCGGGGCAGGCGCAGGGGGCCAUGGCCCCCACCCGCCUCCUCCUCCUCGUCCUGGUGGCCCUGCAAGCCCGGCGUGUCAGCGGUGCGCGGUGGCGAGCGCGGGGAUUAGGCGUGCGGGCAGCUGUGCCCGUAGCCAGUGGCCACCCGAAUUCUCCGCCGGAUCUUCUCUGGGAGCCUCAGGGCGAUCCCACAGACGUGGCUGGAGGCGAUGGCUACCCAGCUUCCCAGCCGGCUUCCAGGGCUGACGCUCAGGGAGAUCGCGUGGAUGUGGGUGCAGGGAGGGCUCUUCCCGCUUCUCGGCUGGAUCCUGCGCUGGAGCUCACCUGGCAUCGCAGGGGUCCUCCGAGAGCCAAGUACAGAGCGGAAAUGGAAAAAUCUUCCCCGCGGUCAUCAGAAGUCCUAGAGGGAGUCCUGAAGGAACUGGACAAAGCAGCACAUGAUUCUGUCAUUUACCAUCAUCUUGCCGUUUGCCAAAAAUGCACUAAGUGGAAUGCGAACAAGCUCACGUGCAACCUCCUAGUCUCCCAGCAGAGACUGGACCAAGAGACUGUGGAGAACGAGGCGUUUCAGGGAGGACGCAGUCAGGCAGUGAGAGUGUCUGAUGCAAAAACGGGGGCAAUUCAGUCAACAGGCCUCCCAGUUCUGUCCAAGCCCGGGAACGCCCACCGCGCCAGGAUAUAUGGAUUUUUUCGAAGCAGUCCAGUUCUGUCCAAGCCCGGGAACGCCCACCGCGCAGGGACAUAUGAAGUUUUUCGAAGCAGUCCAGGUGUGGGUGGCAAGACAAAUGCAAAUGCUGCGGGUCAUGGAAACUUCAUGGAGUACUGCGUGGAGGGUGCCAUGGCAGUCCUGGGCUCCAUGCUGCUUGGGAUGGUGUUUUGUUGUGUGUUCCACCUGUGGAGGAAGCGAAAACAGUGA